ACUAGCCGUUUGCAAGCGCCUCCCAAUUCCCAAACCUCAAAAUGAUCCAUUUCUCCUCUUCUCUUCAAAUAUUUGAUCAAUGCAAUUCACGUUGUAGUUCGAAAAACUCACACUCUCUCUAUCUCCCCAAUUCGUGGUCGAUUUUCAUGGAGUCGACGUCGGAGUUCACUAGAGUACUAGUUACUCCGACGAAAGAGAGAGUCGCCGGUUCAGGUCGGACGAAAUCGAACGAAAACCUCAAGUAUGCGGAAAAUUUUGAUCCAAACGUUUGUCGUGCUGGAACGAAGCUAUACAAAUCAGCAUCAAUGGUCAAUUCUAUACUCAGCGCCAAAAAUCCAAGUCGCGGGAAGUCUAAUCUUAACCGAUUGGCUUGUCCUUCUGCGAUGAUGAAGAUUCGAGGCAGGAAGUUUGUGAUCGCGAAGGAAAAACCUCGGGUAGAAGAAUCGAAUUCCGCAGCCGCCGCUGUGGAUUGUAAGAAGUGUGAAAAGGCGGCCGGGAAAUCCAAGUGUUUGUGUGUGGCGUAUGUGAGUUUGAGGGCUUCGCAUGAAGAGUUUCAGAACAACCAGGAUCAAAUUCAGAAGGAGGUUGACUCUGAUAGGGUAAGUGAGUGCGAGAACCCUGGGAUUGACGAUGAAGGAACGAAGGAGACAAGUGAUGUAUUGAUUGAGAGUGAUUGCGAAAAUGGUGAAUUGAGGUUGAAAAAGAGCAGGGAAAGGCUUUUGGAAGCGGCGAGACGGAGCGUGCCGGAGCCGGGAUCAGGAAGGGUGAUGCAUUUGGUGAAGGCAUUUGAGAAACUCCUUAAGAUGCCGAAAUCAGGCGAUUUUGAUGAAAAUAAGGAGAAGAAUGUUAUAAAAUGGGCGUUACCUGGAUUGCAGCGGCCUCCUAAGGUGCCUCAGAAGCAAAUUUCUUCUUCAUCGUCAGAUUUUUACCAAACAUCAGAGAGCUUACCUCUUGAUUCUCGUCCUUCUUUCUCAUCAGAUGGCAACCAAAGAAGCCUGUCAUCGAGAACUUCGGCCUGUGGAAGAAGCAGGCUAAGUAGCUCUGAAUCUUCCAGAACCUUCAGCAGAAGACAACGGAAAACAAAGCAGCAGAAGUCAAUCUCCCGAAAGCCUUUCAUGCUAACGACAGAGCAAAGAGGAAGAUAUAAGGAGGAAGAUCUCAUGCAGAAGCUAGAAAAGAAAUUAGUGGAAGAGGAAAAGUUGAGGAUACCUAUUGCUCUAGGUCUUCCGAGGACAACAGAUGAACCAGAGAUCCUUGUGAAGCCCCCAGUUAAAGAAAGCACCAAGCCUGUCGACUUGGUACUGCACAGUGAUAUCAGGGCUGUGGUGCGUGCAGAAUUUGAUAAUCAGGUGGCCAAGAAAAUGAAGCUAAUUGAGCAGUACCGGAUGGAAAUGGAAAGGCAACGAAGGCUAGCAGAAGAAGAAGAAAUCAGGAGACUGAGGAAGGAGCUUGUCCCUAAAGCGCAACCUAUGCCGCAUUUUGACAGACCUUUCGUUCCAAAAAGGUCUGUGAAGCACCUGACCAUACCAAAAGAAACAAAAUUCCAUUUACCUCAACAUAAGAAGAUCAAAUGCGCUACAUGCCUGCCUACACAGGUGGAGUGAAGGGAUCGACGUUGGAUUAGCUUAUUACGAGGCUUGAAAUUUUCAUGUACAGAAUUAUGGAUUGAAUGUGAAUUUUGUCGAUGAGAAUCAACCCAUAUGGUCAUGUCCAGCUAUAACUAAAGCAAUGUUGAUUUUUGGAUUAGAAAUUUCCAUAUAAAAAAAUCCACCACGUUUUGAAGUAGAGGUAGAAGAGGUGAGCAAGCUCAUCAGAACCCACAAGCAGAUUGAAAAAAGUUGUUAAGAGUUGAAGUCGAAACAAAGCUCUAGAAA
This is a messenger RNA of Salvia miltiorrhiza (redroot sage), 1874 nucleotides long. RefSeq names its product microtubule-destabilizing protein 60-like. The coding region runs from base 42 to 1604 and encodes 520 amino acids. The record is from RefSeq and is a predicted model, not a curated record. Gene Ontology annotation, cellular component: mitotic spindle; nuclear microtubule. Lineage: Eukaryota; Viridiplantae; Streptophyta; Magnoliopsida; Lamiales; Lamiaceae. Gene Ontology annotation, molecular function: microtubule binding; protein kinase activator activity. Gene Ontology annotation, biological process: activation of protein kinase activity; regulation of mitotic spindle organization; mitotic spindle assembly. The transcript has 8 exons.